Messenger RNA from Phlebotomus papatasi, 2053 nucleotides. It is a transcript of the gene eIF3d1, whose product is annotated as eukaryotic translation initiation factor 3 subunit D. Gene Ontology annotation, molecular function: translation initiation factor activity. NCBI's taxonomy places the organism in Eukaryota, Metazoa, Arthropoda, Insecta, Diptera, Psychodidae. The transcript has 4 exons. Bases 219 to 1907 code for a protein of 562 amino acids. Gene Ontology annotation, biological process: translational initiation. The record is from RefSeq and is a predicted model, not a curated record. Gene Ontology annotation, cellular component: cytoplasm; eukaryotic translation initiation factor 3 complex.
AGAGAAACAAAUCGACAAUUCUAGUGAAAGGGUAAGAAAUCUCCUAUGAAAUUCCGUUUCAGCUUUUUUAUAGGGUACGGUCUUCCGGAAAUUUUUCCGAUUUCGUGUCACGUCACAAGUUGGUGAAAGGUGGAAUAUUUUCUUUUAGCUAAAUUGCUGAAAAUAUUGCACAGAAAUAGCUGGAAAUUGCGUGAAAUUGAAGAGUGAAUUUUGUGAAUAUGAGUGAAUCUGAAAAUUCGACAUCCGCCUAUGCGGAGUUUGUGAAGCCGCAACUUCAGUACAACGAAGACGGCUGGGGCCCAUGUGAGAAAAUUGACUUCAGAGACAUGCCCUAUCAGCCUUUCAGCAAGAGUGACCGUCUGGGGAAGAUCAGUGAUUGGACAGGAACUGCUACUGUGGACAAAAAGUUCCCAAAUAAAUAUGCGAGUCAGUUUGGAACGGGCAGUCAGUAUGCAUACUAUCAUGAUGAGGAUGAGACUACGUUCCAUCUGGUGGACACGGCUCGUGUGCAGAAGCUUCCGUACCAGCGUGGCCGCUUCCGUGGCAACAUGAGGAAUCUGAGAUAUCCAUUCAGGGGUCGUGGGGGCCGUGGCGGUGGCCAGGGUGGCCUCCAAUCGCUUGGGAAGAGUGUCAAGAUGAGGGAUCAGCGUCGUGGAACAACAGGUAGGAAAUGGGGAGUUCGUGGGCCACCGCCAAAGAUCCGUGAUGCUUCGGUGACUGUACGUCCAGACUGGCUCACCAUCGAAGAAAUGGACUUUCCACGUUUGGCCAAGCUAUCGCUUCCGGGCGUUAAGGAGGGCGAGGAUAUUAUGUGCUGCGGAACUCUCGAGUACUACGACAAGUCCUAUGAUCGCAUCAAUGUGAAGAGCGAGAAGCCACUGCAGCGUGUUGAUCGUAUCUUCCACACGGUAACCACCACUGAUGACCCAAUCAUCCGUUCCCUCAGUAAGUCCGUGGGCAAUGUGUAUGCCACGGAUUCGAUUCUGGCCACAAUCAUGUGCUGCACUCGCUCCAACUACUCCUGGGACAUUGUCAUUGACAAGAUCCAGGACAAACUCUUCAUGGAUAAGCGCGACAAUACUGAGUUCGAUUUACUAACGGUAAAUGAGACUAGCGUGGAACCACCGCAGGACGAUGGUAACUCCCUCAAUUCGCCUCGAAAUCUCGCCAUUGAGGCCACUUUCAUCAAUCACAACUUCAGUCAGCAGGUGCUGAAGAGUGGCCCGACUGAGAAUAAAUUCAAGUUCCCAGAGCCGAAUCCGUUCAUUGGGGAUGAGGAAGAGGGUGAAGUGGCCAGCGUGGCCUACAGAUACCGCAAGUGGGAUUUGCACAAUGGAGUGGUUCUUGUUGCUCGCUGUGAGCACGAUGCUGUGGUGAAUAUGCCAAGUGGGGAUCAUCAAUUCCUCACGGUGAAGGCUCUCAAUGAGUGGGACUCGAAGCUGGCCAAUGGUGUUGAAUGGCGUCAGAAGCUGGAUACACAGCGUGGUGGUGUUCUGGCCAAUGAACUGCGCAACAAUGCAUGCAAACUGGCCAAAUGGACGGUUCAGGCUCUUUUGGGUGGAUCGGAUCAGAUUAAAUUUGGCUAUGUGUCCCGAGCUCACGUGAAGGAUUCUUCGCGUCAUGUGAUCCUGGGUACUCAACAGUUUAGGCCAAAUGAAUUUGCUACGCAAAUCAAUUUGAGCAUGGACAAUGCCUGGGGUAUACUCAGGUGCAUUAUUGAUUUGUUGAUGAAGCAGAAGGAUGGCAAGUAUUUGAUCAUGAAGGAUCCCAAUAAGCCCAUGAUUCGUCUCUAUGAUAUCCCUGAGAAUACCUUUGAGACAGAUGGAUCGGAGGAGUCUGGAGAUGAGGGAGAGACUUUCCAGCCACUUUAUACUUACAGUGGAGGAGAUGGGAAUAAGAAGAAUUAGGAAGUUCUACCCGAAUUGAUUAGCUAUCUCUACUUUUUUGCAAGAAUAUUUUCCAGGGAGCAGUCCCUUAGAUAUUGGUUUAAAUUUUUAAAUAAUAAUUGUGUAUUACUUCUGUGGAAUAAAGUGAAUAAUCCCAAACCGAAAAA